GAAAUUCUAUUUAAAUGGUGUACUUCACUCGUACACGUCAUUGAGGAAGUAAAGGCUACUGCAGGAAAGGCACUAUAAUACGUCUUCAAUUCUACACUCCACACUUAUUUCACGAUCACCGGAAAAUAAUCUAAAGAAUGGCACAGAAGGUGCUGGUCACGGGCGGUGCGGGCUACAUUGGGAGUCACUGCGUAGUGGAGCUUAUUGAAGCUGGCUACCAACCCAUUGUGGUUGAUGAUUGCAGCAAUGCUAUAAAAGGAAAAGCAGGUGUGCCUGAGAGUUUACUUAGAAUACAGAAGUUUCUGGACACCAGCAUUGAGUUUCAUGAACUUGACCUUCUGGACAAACCUGCCCUGGAAGGAGUUUUUAAAAAGCAUUCUUUCAGCGCCGUGAUGCAUUUUGCUGGCCUGAAGGCCGUUGGAGAGUCGGUGCAGCAGCCGUUACGCUACUUCAAGGUCAACCUUACCGCCACCAUGAACCUACUUGAGGUGAUGCAGACUUACGGGGUACACAAUCUGGUGUUCAGUAGUUCGGCCACUGUUUACGGAGACCCUCAGCGUCUGCCCAUUGAUGAGAAGCACCCUGUUGGAAACUGUUCCAACCCUUAUGGCAAAACCAAGUUCUUCAUUGAGGAGAUGAUCAAGGACCAAUGCAAGGCUGACAAGAGUUGGAAUUCAGUAUUGCUGCGGUAUUUCAACCCCAUCGGUGCGCAUUCCUCUGGCCUCAUUGGAGAGGACCCUCGGGGUAUCCCCAAUAAUUUACUACCAUACAUUGCUCAGGUUGCUGUUGGGAGAAGGCAGGUGCUCAUUGUAUUUGGAAAUGACUAUGACACACCAGAUGGAACAGGUGUGAGAGAUUAUAUUCAUGUUGUUGAUUUGGGAAAGGGACACAUAGCUGCGCUGAAGAAGCUGAAGGACAAUUGUGGGUGCAAGGUUUACAACCUCGGAACAGGAGUCGGGUACUCGGUGCUCCAGAUGGUGGAUGCCAUGAAGAAGGCAUCAGGGAAAGACAUUCCUUAUAAGAUUGCUCCUCGUCGAGAAGGCGAUGCAGCAUGCUGUUACGCCGACCCUCGCCUGGCUGAGAAAGAACUCGGCUGGAAGGCUGACUUUGCACUGGAAAGAAUGUGUGAGGAUGUUUGGCGCUGGCAGUCGAUGAAUCCCACCGGAUAUUCCAAAGAGGGAACUUUUUGAGAUUUUUUUUUUUUUUUUAAACUUCUACAAAAUCAAAGGGACUAAGCACACAGGGUUUUUUCUUUCUUCAUAUUUCAAGUAAUAUCAAGGGGGAUUAUGAAUACUAUAUAUAUUUUAUGUUUAGCCCAUUGGAGAGGGAACCUAAGAAUGUGAUGACUGAAGUGGGUGUUUAAAAUCAACCCUCCAUACCUCACAAAAGUAUAAUGAAAUAUAAUAUAAUGGGUAUACUCUAUCUGUAUAAUUAAAUACACAUUCAUUUAAAAUUCCAAGUAUUGCUGUAUAUGCAAAGUGAUGGCACUUUUAAGACAUUGUUAGAAAAUACAGACAAUACAGCCUCGCCAAUAUUUUUAAAGCAGAUGUAAUGCCUCCUCUUAUGUAUUUUAUUUUUUGACCAUGGUGACCUGCAGAUUUUCUUCAAAUCUGAUGUGUCCCAGCUGUGCUAAAGAUUUGUAUUGAAAUAAUUGAUGGCCCUGAUAGUUUUCAUACUAAAGCCAGCCGGUGUGCUCUUCACCAGGCAGCACUGUUGAAAGUAUUGUCUGCAAUUAUUAUUUUUCAGAAAGUUGGUGGAGAAAUUUGUGUGACACACUUUAAUUUGAUGUACAAUAAAUACUGCAUAGUAACUUGUUAA
Syngnathus typhle (broad-nosed pipefish) is the source of this 1818-nucleotide messenger RNA. It is a transcript of the gene gale, whose product is annotated as UDP-galactose-4-epimerase. Gene Ontology annotation, biological process: beta-D-galactose catabolic process via UDP-galactose, Leloir pathway. The record is from RefSeq and is a predicted model, not a curated record. Gene Ontology annotation, molecular function: UDP-glucose 4-epimerase activity. Gene Ontology annotation, cellular component: cytosol. The transcript is spliced from 11 exons. Bases 138 to 1190 code for a protein of 350 amino acids. Lineage: Eukaryota; Metazoa; Chordata; Actinopteri; Syngnathiformes; Syngnathidae.